Messenger RNA from Beta vulgaris subsp. vulgaris (sugar beet), 2788 nucleotides. Its product is annotated as TPR repeat-containing thioredoxin TTL1. The record is from RefSeq and is a predicted model, not a curated record. Gene Ontology annotation, molecular function: protein binding. The transcript is spliced from 6 exons. Gene Ontology annotation, cellular component: cytoplasm. Lineage: Eukaryota; Viridiplantae; Streptophyta; Magnoliopsida; Caryophyllales; Amaranthaceae. The coding region runs from base 324 to 2348 and encodes 674 amino acids.
UGCAUUUCUUAAAAGAAUCUUCAUCUUUCCCCACCCUUAGAUUAGGUAAUAAAGUGGGUUCCUUGAUUGCCACUCCAAACUGAUGUGAAGAAUUCCUUAAGACUUAUACAUACAGAUACAAACCACCUUUCCCCACCCUCCAAUACUAUAAACUUCAUUUACAAUGCCCUUCAACUUCAAGCCUUCUCUUCAAUCAUAAUUCUACUCUCCUACCUUCACCCUCUCUUUCACUCUUUUUUUUGCAUGUAUACUAUAUAUUCAUUAUAAUACAACUGUUUCAUUAACACUUACAUAAAAAACCUUCAAAAAUCCACAAGAAAAUAAUGGCAACUUACAUGGUAGAAUCUGACCAUGGUUGUGGCUUCAUUGGCGGAUUAUUUCAACGCCGGAGUCUAAACCUUUGCGCUCGACGAUCCUCUGUCCGUUCUUUACCUUCAACUGUAAGCAACAAAGAUAGUACAAUAGAGAAGAAAGAACAGAGCAACUCUGCUGUUGAAACUCCAAAAUGUAAACCUGAAAAAGUUGUAAGCCAAAAACAGAUUACCACAACUGUUGUUAAGCCUAGUUUGGAAAGUCCAAGAGCAUCAGUAGUUUCACAAAAUCAUAAUCAAAGUAGAAGGUUAUCAGAUGCUGCAAGAAUCUCCACUACAUCAUCAUCUUCGUCGUCUGCAAACAGAAUUCAGGAAAAACAGCUGUCGUCCAGUGAUCAAAGUGAUGGUGAUCAUCCCCUCAACAGUGGAACUCCUCGAGCUGCUACGCCGUCAGGAAACAUACUGCAGUUGGCUCAAAUCAAUAGCUUGAGACAGAAAUGUGGUGUUUCUCCUGGUAACACUAUUAAUAUUAAUAAGACUGGAGAAUUUAAUAUGAGUACCAUGGGAAAUAUACUGAGGAGAAGUAGUACAGAUGAAACAAGGCUUCAGAAUACUGCAAUGUGUAAAUUGGACCCUGAAGAGUUAAAAUCAUUGGGAAAUGAUAAGUAUAAGCAGGGUAAAUACGAGGAAGCGUUGGGGUUAUAUGAUCAAGCAAUCGCAAUCGAUUCAAGUGUAGCAGCUUAUCGAAGUAAUAAAACUGCAGCUUUGACAGCCCUUGGUAGGCUCCUAGAGGCAGUUUUCGAGUGUAAGGAAGCUGUCAGAAUCGAUCCUUCGUAUCAACGAGCUCAUCAUCGUCUUGCAACUCUUUAUUUUAGAUUGGGAUAUGCAGAGGAAGCCGUCCAACAUUUUCGUCUUUCAGGAAACACAGCAAGUUUAACAGAUAUAACUCAAGCCAAAGCUCUUGAAGCUUGCCUUAGUAGAUGUAAUGAAGCUAAGGAUUCUAAGAACUGGGAAACUUUGUUAAGGCAGACCGGCGAUGCAUUAGUUAUUGGUGCCAAUUCUUCCUUACAGAUCUACGCGCUUCAAAGUCAAGCCUUACUGAAUCUUCGCAGGAACGAUGAAGCCUAUGCAGCUUUUAAGAGGGCACCUUCUUUUGACAUGGAAUUUUACACUCGGUUAUUUGGCGAAGCAAAAACCAGCUGUCUAUACUUGAUAAAAGCACAAGUGUAUAUGGCAACAGGCAGAUUUGAAGAUGCAAUUACAGCAGCUCAGAAAGCAUCACAAAUGAAUCCAUCGGACAAGAAUGCAAGGACAAUGGUAAUAAGAACUCGGUCUGUGGCAGUCGCAAGGCUAAAAGGAAAUAAGCUGUUCAAGGAGCUCAAAUUUUCAGAAGCUUGCAGCAUAUAUAGUGAAGGACUAGAGUAUGAUCCUUACAACUCUGUGCUUCUAUGCAAUAGAGCAGCAUGUCGGUCUAAGCUAGGCCGAUUCGAGAAAGCUCUGGAAGAUUGUACUUUAGCCCUCAGUCUACAGCCUUCUUAUAGUAAGGCUAGACUAAGGCGCGCACAUUGCAAUGCGAAAAUUGAAAGAUGGGAAGCUUCCAUACAAGAUUAUGAAAUCUUGAUCAGGGAAAAACCAGGGGAUGAGGAAGUAGGCCGUGCAUUGUUCGAGGCUCGAGUUAAACUCAAAAAACAACGCGGCGAAGAUGUGAAGCAUAUGAAGUUUGGUUCUGAUGUGGUUUUAGUAUCUAGCAUUGAGUGUUUCAGGCACUUGAUCACCUCUCCAGGGAUGUCAGUGGUGCUGUUCUGUAGCAAGUCGAAUCAGGAAAAGGCAGUGCCUCUGUUGGAACAAGUUUGUGUGCGGUUUCCAUCCAUCAAUUUUCUUAAGGUGCAAGUGGAAGAUCACCCUUACUUAGCAAAAUCAGAGGAAGUAAACUACAUUCCUGCCUUCAAAAUCUACAAGAAUGGAUCAAGGGUGAAAGAAAUUCCAGGAAACAAUCUUGAGUUGCUACAUAAUUCAGUAAAAAUGUACAGCAGUUAAGUACAUGCAUUACAAAAAUACAAAGUUAGCAACAUAAAAUAAUCAGAGAUGGGGCGGCUAGUUGGUAGCUAAGUCCCCACCUCAGCCGCAACAAUCAAAUUCUAAGCGCACACUCAUUCGUUUUUUUUACCGACACACACAUAAAACAAGCAAGCAAGCGCAGCUCCACUACACGUCUACACGAAAGCAAAGAACUCAACAUGUUUUUGAUUUUUGGCAAAUUUUGAAAUAGUACUUCUACUUUUCUCAACCUUUCUUUUAUUUAUGGGCUUAAUUAGGCAUAAUUAUAUGAUGAUUUAGCACUAAGUCCAGGUGUUAUUAUGGUAAGGAAAGAGUGUUUCUUAAUUUAGAUUGAGAUCAGAGUGUAAUUAGUGAUUUAAUUAGUGUGUAUGUGUAAUAUAUUGUGCUUAAUUAAGUGGGGAUUGCUUUUCCUUUUCUUU